Molecule: messenger RNA, 837 nt
Organism: Funneliformis mosseae
Lineage: Eukaryota; Fungi; Glomeromycota; Glomeromycetes; Glomerales; Glomeraceae
Source: the annotation of a GenBank genome assembly
AUGUCCUGUCCUGUUCAAUACUCACACGCCAUCUGUAUUCUGAUGGGAAUUUAUCGUCGACUUUUGGUCAUUGCCAGCUCACAAAAGAUUUCGGCUUGUGUAGCACUUGGGGUUUCAAAUUUAUCAUGUUGUUCAAUUAAUGACAAUGAAAAUAUGUCUCAAAAAUCAUAUGAGGCCAGGUUUAUUCUUGUACCUAUUAAAUUCAUUUUAAUGGGAGUGGUAACACUUUUCUUACCCUUACAAACCGAUGUUCUUCAAGCUAAUAAUAACUUUUGGAGCCCUUCGUCACCAACCUCGUCAUCGUCCAAUAAUGGAAAAAAGAGAAGUGCAACAGAUUCAAUAAGCACUUCAUCUAUAAUUCCUAUAAUUAUCCCAAAAAUGACAUGCUUUGUUCCUGACGAAGAUAUACCGUUGAAAGCCAAUGAUUCAUUAGAUCCUCUUGAAGUUAUAAAGUUAGCCGUACAUACUUUUGACAAGAAUACUAUUGAAAGAGGUUCUUCUCACUCAUAUAAAAGCUCAAAACAUCUACGAAUAGAUUAUGAGCAAUAUAAAAAAGUUCCGUGGGAAAAUGAUUUGGUAAUAAAGCAAAGUGAUAAUCAAAAUCCUCUUUCUGUGCUCGAAUUUCUGACAACAGCGCCUCCAUCAAUCUUAAAAGAGAAUUUCAAAAGGGUUCUUGAUUAUGCAAGAACACCUAUGUUCAUCGAGGUUGGGUUGUACAUUUUUCACGCGAGGACAAUAAUACCAAAGAUCUAUAUUGGCCUUGCAAUAAAAUGCUCAACAGGAAACUAUAUGUUGUACAUAACUGGCACGAUAAACAAUUCAAUAAUGUCCGGAUGA